GCCUUGCCCACCACCAAGGCGUCUCAUCUCAUGCCGAAGAAAAGGUUUUCAUCUGUCUCCAUAUUAUCCCUAUUGAUCUCAGCAAUCACAUUUAACUGAUGCGGGUGAUGGCAACAGCUGCGCCUCGUGUACAUGUCAUUCCAUCGUCACGAAGCGCUUCGGUUAUCUAUGUACAUAUCUCGACCAUCAAUUCAUCAACAUAACUGAACCACUAUAGAUGGCUCGUGUUGGCGACCGAGUCUUGGUCACUGGUGAGGCUCUUCCCGCCAGGUAUCCCCCGCCUGCGGCCCCCGCUGGCCAAUUAUUUACUCUCUUCCCGCUUAUAUAUCGUGGCCUCUCAUCUGGCGCGACUUGUGUUCGCUUCUUUAUCGUAACAUAUCUUCAAAAUGUAUAACCUUGCGGGCAAGAUUUCUUCUAAAGCGAGAUCCUUGUAUACGAGGAUCUCGAUUACGCGCUUUGGCCUCGCGUUCCUUGUGCUGAGCUUUCUCCACUGCCUCGCGCAAGCCACGAUUCAGAUCUAUCUAUUGAAGGGCGACCGGGGCGCCUCUAUCGAGUUCCUGCGCAUCCAAAGCGCCUCAAAUGUGUCGUCAAAGGCAAUCGCGUGGUUGGACGUGAAGGGACAUGACAAUUACACGCUGAGGGUGUGUACCGACGUCCCGCUUACGCUGCAGGGAAUCGAGUCGUGCGAGAUCAUGUUUGAAAGUGGCGUGUUUGAGGCGGGUAACGCGACGGUCUCUGCCGCAGCGGCUACGUCGGUACUCACUGCCCGAGGGAUCGAUGUGAAAACGGUGACUCCGGUGACGAACGCCUCUAAUCAAGUGGACGGCGCGAACGUCACCUUUACGAAUGGGUCGCAAACGGAGACCGUCAUGGUCAAUGAGCAGUGUGCGCAGGUGCUCGUGUAUCCCACCGAGGUGAUGCAGUCGUAUGCGAUCGAGGACGUCGCAUUGUUGGGGCUGCAGGCAUGGCUCUUGUGCAUCUCGUUCAUCGCUGUCGCAUGCUACUCCAUUCCGCACACCAUCGCUAUCAUAUGCACCAGAGUACUGGCGACGAUGUGGGCUGCCUACUCCGUCUGGCACACGCUCUAUUCCAUGGCGGUCUUCGACGCACUCUUCUUGGACGACGCAAGCCCGUGCAAGUUCGACUUGUUCCCGUCGCUUUUUGACACACGUCUCGCGCUGGCUAUUGCCGUAUUAUUGUCUAACAUCUCGGGAUUGGCCUUCACGUCGUGGCUCGGAUGGGCACUCAUCAAGACUUUCAGCACAUUCACGUUCCGGCGCGUUGGCCCUCCCCGACCGAUCGUCCGGAUCUACCGUUUGUUCCUCGCCAUGUCUGUCCUCCUGCAGCUAUGCGCGUACUUCCUCAUCACAGCCACUGCGAUGUGGAUCUCGUGGCUAUUUCACGGCGCGAUCGGGCGCAUCUCCACUCACAAUGCCUUGUAUGAAGGCUUAUUCAUCGCUACGAUCAUUUCGAUUCUUCCGUGGAUUAUCACGGGUUGGUACGCUGUCCGGCACGAGCGCGAGACGCUCAUGGCGGUGUUCCUUGUUGUAUGCUUCUUCUACAUCGUGAGCUGGUCGAUCAUGUUCUACUCAGAAGUCUACCGGUGGACCUUCCUCGCAUGGUUCUUCUUCGCAGCGUUGACGAUCGUCUCGUUCGUCAUGCUGAUCGCUACCGCGGUGUUUGGUGUGAUAUGCAGGCUGAACUUUGGCAAGGGGCUAGCGGAGUACCUGCAUGCCGAAGCGGUGCUUGCUGAAGCCAACUUUACACCGGGGCUAUUUUCACAAGAGGAAGAGAAGAUGUCGACGCGGAGUGACAGUCUCUAUGACGUGCCUGUGCUCACUGGUGGGAGCGCACGGACACACGAUGUCAACUGGGUCUCCUUCGAUGUCGAGCGGCCUCCGAUUAUCAUUAUGGCACACGGUGACACGACAUCGGCAUCUCUAUGAUGCUUGCACGUAUGUCUCUUCGUACCAUUAUUGGUCCAUCCAGGUGAUGGACGUUGCGAUUGGAUUCGCUUUCAUAUACGGGAUCAUCUCAUGCUGUAUUCCCGAUCCUGAACCUAGUAGUAGGCCAUGUUCCAUCGUAUCACACGCACGUUAUUGUAGACAG
This is a messenger RNA of Laetiporus sulphureus 93-53, 2109 nucleotides long. RefSeq lists its product as uncharacterized. The transcript has 13 exons. Gene Ontology annotation, cellular component: Golgi apparatus. The coding region runs from base 387 to 1946 and encodes 519 amino acids. The record is from RefSeq and is a predicted model, not a curated record. NCBI's taxonomy places the organism in Eukaryota, Fungi, Basidiomycota, Agaricomycetes, Polyporales, Laetiporaceae.